AUGGAAUAUGAUGGAGAAGUAGAUGCAGAAACUGAAGCUUUUAGCCCAGAAUUGGAAGACUUAUUGCAAGGUGAUUUGGGCAUCAACAUGGUGUUCAUUAUGCCAGAAAAAUUCAAAGCAGCAGAAGGACAAGAAAGCACUUUCGAGGGAGAUGUGUUCUCCUAUGAGAGUUUUGAAUGCAGGUUGGCAGAAGCAGAAGAGCCACCAAAACAGCAAACAGGUAAUCACAAGACAGAAGGAACCACCAACAAACUAGCUGCAGAACAGCUUUGCUUCUCCAAACCAACCAAAGAGAUGGCCAAUCACAUCAGACCCUUGUUCAUAACAGCAAAUUUUGGAGGUGUUCCCGUUCCCAAGGUCAUGGUAGAUGGAGAACCUGCCAUUAAUCUUCUGCCUCACAGAAUGCUAAGCAAAAUGGGCAGAGCAGGGAAGGAUUUGAUUUCAACACGCUUGACCGUCACCAACUUCGCAGGGGGCAUCACCAAAACCCAUGGGAUCUUAGAUGUGGAUGCCAUAGUUGGAAGCAAAAAACUGAAGAUUACAUUCCUUGUGGUAGACACCACUUCUACCACUUACAAUUCACUGCUUGGCAGGGACUGGAUUCAUCAGAGUCUAUGUCCCUUCCACUCUUCAUCAGCAAUUAGCUUUGUGGAAUGA
Prunus armeniaca (apricot) is the source of this 657-nucleotide messenger RNA. Lineage: Eukaryota; Viridiplantae; Streptophyta; Magnoliopsida; Rosales; Rosaceae. The record is from the annotation of a GenBank genome assembly.